This is a messenger RNA of Mercenaria mercenaria, 743 nucleotides long. RefSeq lists its product as uncharacterized. Bases 192 to 743 code for a protein of 183 amino acids. The transcript is spliced from 2 exons. The record is from RefSeq and is a predicted model, not a curated record. NCBI's taxonomy places the organism in Eukaryota, Metazoa, Mollusca, Bivalvia, Venerida, Veneridae.
GGUUGGAUCACGUCUAAAAUAAUUUUGAAAAGUUUUUAAUACAGAAGUAUUUUCGUUGGCAAAAUUUUUUAUAAUUUAUACAACUUACAGUCAUGUAGAAACGAAAGGAAUUUCGAAAUUUAUUUGGACAAUACAAAGUAUUAAUUAUUUGUUAUUGGAACAUUUCGUAGUUUUCAAAAUUUUAUUUCAAUAUGUCGGGGUCUGAAAAUAGGAAGUCUGGUAGACCAACAACACGCCAUGACUACGGUAAGGUCAACGAGAUAGGAUUCGGAGAUGAUGACACUGGAAAUCCUUCCGAAAAUUCGGACAACCAAGAUGGCGCUACCGGCAUUUCUACCGCCGUUUUCAGCCCAGUGAAAAAUAAGAAGGAUGAGACUUUGGCUCUUCUGCAAAGCCAGUUACAAUCGUUGGAUCAAGAAGAGGAGGAGUUGAGGAAGGAUGCAGAAAUUACAAAAUUGCAGAAAAGGAUUGAGCAGAAGAAAAAGUCAGUAGCAGAAUUACGAGAUAAACAGUUUAAGGAAUUAAAGCAGGACCUCAAAGUUUCAAAUUUGUCUGCAUAUGCAUCUGGUUCACGGAAGAAUUUAAAAAUUCAAUGGGAGUCUUUUAUACUUUUUUGUUUAUACUUUCAUUUACAGUAUCUUCCAGCUGAAACUUACACUUUACAAUUGUAUGCUCAGUUGUCAAGACCUUCACAGAUAGUUCUGUCACAAUAUACUUGUCCUCUAUCUUGCCUAGACCAGUAG